This is a messenger RNA of Ailuropoda melanoleuca (giant panda), 2370 nucleotides long. It is a transcript of the gene SERPIND1, whose product is annotated as serpin family D member 1. The coding region runs from base 233 to 1711 and encodes 492 amino acids. The record is from RefSeq and is a predicted model, not a curated record. The transcript has 5 exons. Gene Ontology annotation, molecular function: serine-type endopeptidase inhibitor activity. NCBI's taxonomy places the organism in Eukaryota, Metazoa, Chordata, Mammalia, Carnivora, Ursidae. Gene Ontology annotation, biological process: blood coagulation; negative regulation of endopeptidase activity.
AGAACUGGACCAGAGGAGUCAGAAGUCACUCAGCAGAGAUCAAAGACACAGCCGAGGGGGUUUGUGCUGACAAAGCGAGUUGAACGGUGUUUGAUUUGGGACAUAUUUACUUUGGAAAAUACCCAACACCGGCCCAGCACCAAAGUUCACAUUGAAACCCCACUGGUGACCUUGGCGCAUUUCAUCUCUGCAACACCACUUCUCAGAAGCACAGAGCUUUAGCUCUGCCAAAAUGAAACGCCUGUUCCAACCCCUCAUCAUUUCUCUCAUCCUAAUGUCCAUGUGUGGGAGCAGUCAGCUUGAGAAAGAAGGGGAAGAUUCUCCAUCUGCAGACCCCCAACGGGGGCAGUUAAGUAGCAAAAACUUGACCAUGCCCCUUCUCCCCGCCGACUUCCACAAGGAAAACACGGUCACCAACGACUGGAUCACAGAGGGGGAGGAGGAUGAGGACUAUCUGGACCUCGAGAAGAUAUUCAGCGAAGAUGAUGACUAUAUUGACAUUAUCGAUGCAGUUUCGCCAACCGAUUCAGAGUCCGGUGCUGGGAACAUCCUCCAGCUCUUUCAAGGCAAGAGCCGGAUCCAGCGCCUCAACAUCCUCAAUGCCAAGUUCGCUUUCAACCUUUACCGAGUGCUGAAGGAGCAGGCCCGCUCUUCAGACAACAUCUUCAUAGCCCCAGUGGGCAUUUCCACGGCCAUGGGUAUGAUUUCCUUCGGCCUGCAGGGGGAGACCUAUGAACAAGUGCAUUCGAUUUUGCAUUUCAAAGACUUUGUCAACGCCAGCAGCAAGUAUGAGAUCAUGACCAUUCACAAUCUCUUCCGUAAGCUGACUCAUCGCCUCUUCCGGAGGAAUUUUGGGUACACACUGCGGUCAGUCAAUGAUCUUUACGUCCAGAAGCAAUUCCCAAUCCUGGAUGACUUCAAAAGAAAAGUAAGAGAGUACUACUUUGCAGAGGCCCAGGCGGCUGACUUCUCAGACCCUGCCUUCAUAGCGAAAACCAAUAACUACAUUCUGAAGAUCACCAAGGGUCUCAUAAAAGACGCUCUGGAGAAUAUAGACCCAGCUACUCAGAUGAUGAUUCUAAACUGCAUCUACUUUAAAGGAUCCUGGGUGAAUAAAUUCCCAGUAGAAAUGACACACAACCACAACUUCCGGCUGAAUGAGCGAGAGGUGGUCAAAGUUUCCAUGAUGCAGACCAAGGGGAACUUUCUGGCAGCAAAUGACCAGGAGCUGGACUGCGAUGUCCUGCGGCUGGAGUAUGUGGGGGGCAUCAGCAUGCUAAUCGUGGUCCCGCACAAGCUGUCUGGGAUGAAGACCCUCGAGACACAGCUGACGCCCCAGGUGGUGGAGAGAUGGCAGAAAAGCAUGACAAACAGAACUCGAGAAGUGCUUCUGCCAAAAUUCAAGCUAGAGAAGAACUAUAACCUGGUGGAGGCCCUGAAGUCAAUGGGGGUCACAGCACUGUUUGACAAAGACAGCAAUAUGACAGGAAUCUCAGACCACAGGAUCACCAUCGACCUGUUCAAGCACCAAGGAACCAUCACGGUGAACGAGGAGGGCACCCAGGCUGCCGCCGUGACCACGGUGGGGUUCAUGCCGUUGACCACCCAAGUCCGUUUCACUGUCGACCGCCCCUUCCUCUUCCUCAUCUAUGAGCACCGCACCAGCUGCCUGCUCUUCAUGGGGAGAGUUGCCAACCCCACCAAGUCUUAAAGGUGGAGGUCUGGGCAUUUCAAGUGUUUUGGGGGCAUUCUGUAAUUCUGGUUCCAUUCUAGCAAUGAGAAUGGAGAUGUUUUGGCAUCAUGGCUUUCUUGGAUUAUGCUACCAUUCUGAAAUCAAGGCCCACAGGAGAGAAGACAUGUACAAAUGACUGAGAAGCUCAUUGGAAUCCGUUCAGCACAGUGAACAAUGCCAGCAGUUCAUAGAAGUUAAUGUACCUGUCAUAUGCCAGCUGUUACCUAGAGGGUGUCAGCAACAUACGGGACUGGCUUACUCCCGCCUCCUCCGUGCAAACCUAUAGAGGGCUUAUCUGUGCACUUCCUUCCCUGCAGUCCCUGUCCUUGAACUUUUGGCUCUAUUAACUCAAAUUACCAGCGCUCCUCAUCUGAACACAGAACACAGAACACAGAAAUGAGCUGCGAGACUAAUUUCUCACCUCUCCCAAGGAUGGUGCCCAGGACAGAAGCAAUCUCAUGACAUUGAAGGGGUGCCCUGGAUGUUAGGGCUUAAUUCUCUCAAGGCCUAACCUUCUGAAUUGAUGCUAAAUGUCAUCUAUACUUCUGCUGUCACCUCACUGCUGCUCAGAGGACAGUGUGUACACAUGGCCAUGCCUUCCACCUUAGAGAUAAAUAAAUAUCACCACUUUUACUGUG